Messenger RNA from Leptosia nina, 1089 nucleotides. The record is from the annotation of a GenBank genome assembly. NCBI's taxonomy places the organism in Eukaryota, Metazoa, Arthropoda, Insecta, Lepidoptera, Pieridae.
AUGGCGUUAGUCGCGUACGAAAAUAGUGAUUCUAGUGAUGAUGAGACUGAAACAACAGUUACAUUACAUCCGAAAAUAAUUGAUCCACUUCAAGAGCCUAAUCACAAGAAUCAAAAUAAAUGUAACGAUGAACAAAAUCUGUUCAAUCUUCUUCCACUACCUUCCAAACAAAAAAUAGUCAUAAAUGAAGAUGACGAUGAAUUCCUACAUAAGAAGGAGAAAAUCACAAAAGUUAAUGCUGAGAUAAAACCUAAGUCGCGGAUAACAGUACCUUCACUGGAUGAUUUUAAAGAUGUAAAAGGUACUUUGACAAAUGUUAAAUCUAAAGCACCAGCAGAGAAAAAAUCAGGUCUACUUAGUAUACUACCACAACCUAAGCACAAUCAAAACAAUUCUACAAAAAAGUUGAUUCCACAAUCUGUCAUCAAUAAGCCUGCAGCUGCAGUUAAAAAGAAAGACUUGUACUCACCAACAAUUAAACAAACUAAAAAAGAAAUAAAAAGCUUGAUAACUGAUUAUUCUGAUGACAGUGAUGAUGAGAUACAAAACGACUUCUUUUCAAUUAAUAAACCAAUUGAAUUACCACCAGAUGAUACGAAUUCAGAUAUAAAUAUUACAAACACUGAAAUAAGUAAAAAAGAACCAAGAACACUGGAGUCUUACUUCAAAAAGGAUGAGCCUGUAGUAAUAGAAAAGGAUCAAAGUAUGGACUUGCAAUUUGUUGAGUCAAACACAAAUAGCGAAAGGAGCAUACAAAUUGAAGAAAACAUUCUAGAUGAAGAAGCUAUCUUAAAAUUAUGUGGAACUAGAGGAAAACGCAAACGGGAGGAGAUUCAAAUUGUUGAUAUUAAUCAGCAAGAUGUAUUAAAAGGUGCAAGAGAAAUGCUGCUUAAGGGGCUUAUGGACGAUACCACUAAGAGACAAUCUCAUAGCAAGAAGAAAGGCAAUGAACCUACUAGCCAACAGAAGCGAAAACAUCAAAUUACAUAUUUGGCACAUCAAGCUAAGGCUAAUGAAGCUGAACUUCAAAAUCAGUGGGCCAACAACAGAAUGACAAAGCGACAAACACAAUCAAAAUAUGGUUUUUAG